This is a messenger RNA of Neurospora crassa OR74A, 1939 nucleotides long. RefSeq lists its product as hypothetical. Lineage: Eukaryota; Fungi; Ascomycota; Sordariomycetes; Sordariales; Sordariaceae. The coding region runs from base 275 to 1258 and encodes 327 amino acids. The record is from RefSeq and is a predicted model, not a curated record. The transcript has 3 exons.
UUUAUUUCUCUUUCCACCUGUUCCUUUUUGUCAUCGCCUUCCCCCUCCUUCAAAUUGUUUGUUUUUUUUUCUUUCGCUGUGAAAUGUUGACGGUAAUACCAUUGGAAGGAGAAGAACAAUCCAGUUCGCGAUCGCACGGCCUGACUCGGUGAGCAAGAGAACUGCAGAGGGAAGAGGGAACCCGACAUAGUCAGUCAGUCAGCAGCGCAGGAGAGCACAGACAGCAGACACUGCAGAGAACAAACGAAGGAAAAAAAAAACAAAAAAAAGGAGAAUGCGCCUGUCAUCUCUGCAACGCAUGGCCACCGGCUUUGCAGCAGCACCAGCAGCACACGCACCAGCACAACCAUCGCGGGGUUACAGUCAGAAUGUUGUCGGAAGACGGCCUUCUCUGGCUGUAGUAGCCGCCCAAUCUGUAUUGCUCUGUGCGAUCGGCACAGGACUUGUUGGUGGUCCCAUCGGUGUCAAUGGCGAGUCCUUGAUCACCGCGACAAGCGCAGCAUCGGCGGCCGUAGCGUCCGCAGCCCCGUUGGAUAUCGCAACUCCGAUGAGUACCACUACCGCCGAUAACCACAAGCAUGGGUCCUCCUCCGGCUCCGGCUCCGUUCCCGCCUCUAUUUCCGGGUCCGAUAUCAUCACAUCCGUCGCCAAGCCCGCUGCCGAGCCCACCACCGUCUCUAUCUGGGUUCCUGGGUACAUGAAGGAAGACUGGGAGCAGUUGAGGGGCAGCAUCGUCAGCCGUGACGAAUCCAUGACCGCCUACACCAUUUUUUGCGCCGAAGGACAGCCAAGCUGCUUCCUGUCCGCCGAUGCACCCUUUGUAUUUACAGAAGGCCCCAGAUCCUUCAAGUAUACAGGGGUAGCAGAGCCAACUUUCACACAAGAGAUACAUUGCAGCUUCAAUGUCACCUCCGCCGCCGUUUGCGCCGGCACCUCCACAGUUGGUUCGCACUACAUCGUCGGCACCGUCACAGGCCCCGCGACGUCGAGUUGGACAAAGACUUACAGCAGCUCCAACAUCACCUGGGUGGCCUUGACGCUGGCCACGCCCGGCCCCCAUGUUGGCACUACGGACAUUGACGGCACGGCGGUGGCGUCGGCGACAAGCGGAGAUCCUUACGGCGGUUUGGGAAGCGAAGGACUAUUCGCCCCGACGGGUAUUCCCAAGAGUAGCGCUGCUAAGGGCUGGACUGUGGAGAUGAUGGGUCGUUUGGGGGUUGUUGUGGCGGGCGUGGUCGGAGGGAUGUUGAUGCUAUAAAAUGUUUGCAGCAGAUCAAACGCAUCGAGGGUCGGGUUUUCUUUUUUCUUGUCUUUGCACUCUUUUUUUUCUUGGCAUUGGUGCUGGCGUUGGGACGGGGACGGGGACUGAUUGAAGGAUAUACCGCUUCGUUUCUUUCAAGUUUGAGCUCUUCCUGUUGGAAUAUGACAUUGCAGCGUUGGCCUGGCAUGGAAUUUGUGGGGGACAGGAGGAGGUGAGCUCAAGCAUCUGCUGGCCGAGCCCAGGACGCUAUCUAUGAUUUGGAAGUAGAGAAGAAUGUAUCAGGCAUCGAACAGAAGACGUUUGUCGGUUGCUGUAACGGAUCAAGUCGAGGUUGUGGUUGAUAACUUCGGAACGCGAGUCUGGGUUACGUCCAGACACUCAAGUGUUCAAAGAUAAAUGAUAGUUACCUUUGUAUUCUUGAUGUCUUAUCGUGGUUGAAUCGAACGAAAGGCUGACUUGUUACCCGGGCAGCGAUGAACUCAGGCUUGGAACUUGGACCUGACCGUACUUUGUUCCCGUGUGUGCGGCACGGUGCCUGGCUGUCCUAGUAUAUCUGAGUUUGACAGAACGCAAGACCUUCCCGUCGGGAUCACAAAACGGGUGUGCGAGGGUUGACGAGUGAGCUGGUCGAGCACAGGUUUAAUAUCAUAUCUCAAGCCGAUUAGAUAUUCGACUCUG